GCAGCUCGUCAGUGUGUUUUCCUGCAGCACGGUGAAGAGAUCUCACCUGAGCAGGUGACUUCUCUCGAUCGGUCAUCAGUCGAGCUCACGCCGAACGCUAACCUGGAUCACCGGAAGUGUUUUUUUUGUUGUUGUAUGUUUCACUUGUUUUUUUUUUUCCCUCUCAACGCAAAGUCGGAGGAGUUUCACUUUUCACGCUUCCUGGUAUGACCUCAUCCAGCAGCCGGCCGGUCAAGGUGAUGUGAUGUCACCAUGCCUGGAUUGCCAACAGCCCCGCCCCCUCCAGAGCGCCAUGGCGAUGCCGUCCUCUCUACAGCACGAAGCAACGCUGUGUCUGCAGAAGAAGUGAGGGAGAUGGAGCUGCGUGCGGAUCCCUCAGAGUCUCCACUGGAGCCGGGCGAGGAGGAAACCCAGCGGGGGGUCGGCAGCUGGAGCCAAGAUGGAGACCUGCAGGGAUGUGGACGGCUGGAGAGGCGGUGGGUCCUCUGGCACGAGUUUAUGAAGGAACACGCCCAUCUGGACGCCUGGCUGCGAUCAGCUGAGCGGGCUGUCAGUUCCCCAAGCCCCGCCCAUGUGACCUUCGUCAAGGCCAAGGAAGAACUGAGGAAGUUUGAGAGGCUGAAGUGCGACGCCCGUUCUCUGCUCGUCCGGUUGGACGGUCUGACCCACAGGAAUCGAACCCUGACUCGGCUCUUUCAAGGCGCCAUGCGGGCUCGACUGCUGGCGUCGACGAGGGACUGCGGGCAGCGAUGGGACGAUGUGAACGCCAAACUGGAAACCAUCACGGCUCGACUGAAGCCGUUUGUCUCGGAGUGGGAGGAGUUUGAGGCAGAGAGGGAGGGGCUUGCUCUCUGGUUGGCCGACCUGGACGUGCGUCUGAGCGAGGUCGAUCACCUGACGGGGAACACGUGUGAGAAGCUGCGACGGCUUCAGUCGUUCCAGGAGUGUGUGUGCGUGAACUCGGCCCGUGUGAACGCCCUGCUGCAGCGCGGCGAGGCGUUGAUCCAGAGGAGUGAACCCGGCGACGCUCAGCACGUAGAGAGACGACUGCUGGAGCUGCUGCACGGCUGCAGCUCCGCCUACAACAACAUCGCACGCACACACACUCGACUGCUGAGCAUGAGACUGGUGUUUGAGGACGACUGGAUUCUGUCUCAGGCGACAGACUCUGGUUGUCCCUCAGAGAGUCUGUUGGAGGAAGAGGGAGCGCUGGAUAAGACCGCCCUGGACCUCCCUGCACCGUCCAACCAUCGUAAAGGUAACCCCGGACAACAUUCCUCCCCUGUACACCUCCCCCCUCCUCCUCCUCCUCCCGCUCCGUCCUCGCCCACCCAUGAGCACCUGGAGUGGGACCCCUCCGUCGAUAUCGGGCGGUCCGUCUCCCGCGACGACGCCGACUCGUCCUAUUUCAGCGUCAGCGGAGGCCUGUGUCACAGAGACGGUCUGAAGAGGCGGAGCUACCUCAGCUCCCUCGGCUCGGAGUCUGAUCUCAACAAUGACAUCACCAACCAGGAAGCAGACGUGCAUGCGGAGGGACGCCUCGACCACGCCCACCCCAGUGUCUUCUCACCAAUGCCGUUGCAGGAAGGCGGGACGUGGUUGAAAGGAGACCAGUGGUCGACCUCGACUCCUGACAGAGAAACUAGCUUUGAUGGCGGGCGUGUAAGGGCGUGGCUGGGAGAUCAAAGCCCCGCCCCUCCCGCGAGGAAGACUUCCUGUUGUAAAGCCGUGCAGACCGUCGCCGAGGUGGAGGUGGGUGAAGUCGACCGUUACUUUGAUGGAAGCCACAUUGGUGCAACCAGCAACCAACUCUGCCAUGAUUACACCCAGCAGCCUUUUCCUGCCCCCUCCCCUUCAUCCAUACAUGACCCCAAAGUUCCCUCUGACUGGCUGAAUCAACAACACGGGCCAAAUCUUCAGGUUGAAGAAGAGCAGUCCUGUUGCGAAGAAGCCGAGCGCAGUUUCUCCGAACAAAGUGUGACCUCCAGCAGCCCGGCCCCCGCCUCCUCCUCCCCCUCCCCCGCUCUCCUCUACCUCCUCCCGGCUGCCGCUCUGGUCCUCCUGGCCUGUCUGAUGUGGGUCGCCCUGGAGCCGCCGUGCCAGCGCAGCAGCAGUUUGCCUCGGAGCUUCCACCUGGCCCUCAGAUACGUCAACGGACCCCCGCCUACCUGAAGACCUUUCAGAGACUCUCACAGACAGAGUUUGAACAAAGCACUUUUUUCUCAGGAUCUCUAGGACGAAGGUUUGCAGCUCACCGUGUCAACAAGUUGCUCAUUUCAAAUUCCCCACAAAGAUUUAAAUGUUUGACAGAAAUCUGCAGAAACAUCAGGAGGAACCCCGAGAUGAUUAGAACUCGACUGAAGGUGUUUAACAUGCCUCAGCAGAAACAGAAGCUCUGUUUUCUGUGUGUUCACAUCAUUAUCAUGGAGCAUCAUCUGUGAGCUUUCAUCCAGCUACUCAUGGCCGCGCUCACGCUCCAGAAACGGACCCGGUGACGCACAGCGCAAAACCAAAACGCUGAAGUUCACAGUGCCUUUCCAAAAGUUUGCACUCUGGAACCGGUUUUCCA
Labrus mixtus (cuckoo wrasse) is the source of this 2569-nucleotide messenger RNA. RefSeq lists its product as uncharacterized. The coding region runs from base 253 to 2172 and encodes 639 amino acids. NCBI's taxonomy places the organism in Eukaryota, Metazoa, Chordata, Actinopteri, Labriformes, Labridae. Gene Ontology annotation, cellular component: meiotic nuclear membrane microtubule tethering complex; nuclear envelope; membrane. The record is from RefSeq and is a predicted model, not a curated record. The transcript is spliced from 13 exons.